Messenger RNA from Corticium candelabrum, 2601 nucleotides. Its product is annotated as rab11 family-interacting protein 2-like. Gene Ontology annotation, molecular function: semaphorin receptor activity. Gene Ontology annotation, biological process: semaphorin-plexin signaling pathway involved in axon guidance; regulation of cell migration. Gene Ontology annotation, cellular component: plasma membrane; semaphorin receptor complex. NCBI's taxonomy places the organism in Eukaryota, Metazoa, Porifera, Homoscleromorpha, Homosclerophorida, Plakinidae. Bases 1459 to 2559 code for a protein of 366 amino acids. The record is from RefSeq and is a predicted model, not a curated record. The transcript has 4 exons.
AUAGUGUGACAGCCCUGUAAGUUCCAUUUUUGCUCCAUUAGUCAUUGACAAUUAGAGAAAAAUUUGUGUCCAACAAAAGUUCAUCUGCCAGCUGUAGUAUCUGUAUGUAGUAGAAUUAUGGAUAUCUGGGUUGUGUUGUUUAUUGUUAUCAAAUAUAUUAGCCACAUGGCGGACUGCUGUUGGUCUCGGUUAUCUCACUGGUGCAGGGAUGGGAUACGAACCCAUGCUAUCAGAAUUUGAUUAGUCACAGGAGCGGUGGCAGCACUACGUCGAGCGGAUGGAACACUAUUUCGAAGUGAACAAGGUCAAUAAAGCAGAGCGUCAAUGCGCCAUAUUUCUGAGCAGUGUUGGCACGAAAACGUAUACACUCCUAAUGCAACUUGGUGCAAAGAGUUGUGCAACAUGCUAUCAGCACACUUCAAUCCAAAACCGUUAGUGAUUGUGGAACGCUUUAAGUUCCACAGUUGUGUGCGCCAAUCAGGUGAGUUGGUGAGCACAUUCGUAGCAGAAGUUCGCCGUCUCACAGAACACUGUGCGUUUGGGGACACCCUGCCGAUAUGCUUCGCGAUUGUUUGGUGGUGGGAGUACAGGAGCCACAUAUCCAACAACUAUUGUUAGCGGAUGGAGAUUUGCAUUGGCCCAAAGCACUUGAAGUACCUCAAGCCAUGGUACUGGCAGCAAAGAAUGCAGAGGAGUUAACUCCCAGGGCACCGUCUUCAACGGUUCUAGCGCCAGAAACAACUACUGCAUCUGUUCACUUGGCCAGAGACAGAGAAUCUACCCCGUCUACUUGCUACAGGUGUGGAUAGAAAGGCCACAGACCAUCAGUUUGUCGCUUUAGGUCGGCUACUUGCAACAAUUGCAAAAAAACAGGGGCAUGUACAGAGAGCAUGUAAUGCUAAAAGAAACAAAGGAAAGCCAAAGCCACACCAGAACACCAGGCAGCUGUAGUCAACGAGGAAUGUGAGUCAUCAGAAGAGGAGACACUGGAAUUACACUACCUCAGCCAGGAAGAAGGGGUAGUGAAUAGUUUAGCAUCUAACCGGAAAUACCAGUAUGUGUGGAAGGUAAAUCAUUGGACAUGGAGAUUGAUACGGGAGCUUCUGUCUCCCUUAUUAGUGAGGCCACAUACAAAAGCCUAUGGAAGAAACAACGACCUGCCCUUUGAACAAUAUCUACGACACUGAGAACUUAUACAUGCGAGAAGAUUCGAGUUGUGGGCAAGAUUAUAGUGCAUGCAAGCACGAAGCAAUGUAGAAGAGGAAUGAAUCUUCCUAUAUUUGUGGUUGGUGGAAUUGGCCCAAGUCAUAAAGGCGGAUGGUAGUGUACUAUGCAUUUGCGGUGAUUACAAACUACUGUAACUGUCAACCCAGUAGCAAAGGCUGAUGUUUACCCUCUACCACGCAUAAAUGAUCUGCUGGCAAGGUUAGCUGGAGCCCAAGUAUUUCAAACCUUGAUAUGUCACCUACCAACAGGCAUAGUGAAAUUAAGGGUACUGAUCCACUGAAGCUCAAGGUACGUGAUCGUGAUGAGGUGAUUGGCCAGGUAAUUGUUCCACUCUCCCAGAUCCCAGGACCGGAUGGUCGUUGUGAACGAUGGGCACCAUUAUCAGCACCACACCGAUCUUCUUUCACUGCACAGGGAGAACUAAGUUUUGAAUCGUGGGUCAGUAAAGGAAAGCCAUUUAUAAACAGUCAGCUAAAUACUUCUCGAUUGAGUGAGUCACCUUCGCCAAUGAAACCUGCAGUAAGGCAGCAAGGCCAGUCUUCAACAUCAAGUGGCAUAUCAGAGUCUGUAUUUGAGAAGACCUCCCUUUCUAGCCAUCUUGCAACAUCACGACGUUUAUCUCAAACUGUAUCACGCUCCACAGGAGAUUUGACUGGAGAAGGUGGUUCGGUGAAAGGCCACAAAAAGAAUGCAUCAGUAUCAUCCUUGAAUGAUGUUAGACAUGAUGAUACAUCUAAAUCUCAGUCUGAUACACAUGAAUCUUCAGUCCCUCAAUCUGCUGUGAACAAUAAACAGCCAGAGGUAACUGGUAUAUCUCCACGAUCUGGCCCUAUUUCAGGUGGAACUCGGCUCACACUCAGAGGCUCUAACCUUGGACGGGACUCUGAUGAUGUGAUAGGAUUGACAGUAUGUGGAAUUGACUGUUUAUCUUCAAUGGAGUACUCAUCCCCAGCCAAACUCAUUUGUACAACAUUUCCAGCUAGUAAAUCAGUCAGCGGACCAGUUGUUGUUGAAACACAAAGUGGAGGCAGAGGAAAGUCUACAGUAACAUUCACUUAUAAACAGCACGACUAUGACAUGGAUGAGGUGCCACAAGAUUCAACGGUUAUAUCUCAUCCACGCUUACUUGAAAGACCCGGAUCAAACAAAAAGAGCGCAUCGAGUAAGAGAGACAAAGCAGCAACAAGGGAAGCCGAACUAGAAGAAAGAAUUCAACACCUGGAAUGUCAUGUCAAAGAUCUCGAAGAAGAAAACAUUGAGCUGAAGGCAUACGUUGACAAUAUACUGAAGAAGGUUAUGGAGAAGAGUCCUGAAAUAUUGAUGCAUACCUGAUUCUACAGAAUGCAGCAGAAACUUGCAGAUGCACUGCAUGUA